CGCAGGUGGACAUGUAGCAGAGCAGAGUCACAGCUUAAAUACUUCACUAAGAAGCUUACUGUUCCCUCGCAGACAAUCCCCUUCACUGGAAAACUCAAUUUAGCUCUCCAGAGACAAAUACCUGCUGUACAGAGAGGAAAAAACAUUCUCCUGUGAGGGCGUGUUGGUGAUCAUCUGCAGCCAUGUGUGACCAGACGUUCGUGGCGGCCACUUUUGGCCCCUGUGAGAGCUGUAGGCGCCCAAGUCCCCUCAUGAACAUCUACAUUAAGACUGAGCCCAUAAACUACUGCUCCUUCUGUGUGGAAGUGAUGGCUUGUCAGGGGCUCCAAGGAGGGGAAACCGUGGCGAGUCUGAAGAGGGAGAGCGAGAGUCUAAGGAAGAAGCUGGAGGAGGAGCGGAAAAAACUCAGCGACAUAGAGUUGAACCAAGUGGCUGAGAAGAUUGAGGUGUUGGGUCCUCUCUCCAUAAAGACCAGACGUGUACUGAAGGGUCAUGGGAACAAGGUGCUGUGUAUGGACUGGUGUAAAGACAAACGUCGUCUCGUCAGCUCUUCACAGGAUGGCAAAGUGAUUGUCUGGGAUGCAUUCACUCUUAAUAAGGAACAUGGGGUAGCCCUGCCGUGUACAUGGGUCAUGGCGUGUGCUUAUGCUCCCUCAGGUUGUGCUGUGGCAUGUGGCGGAUUGGAUAACAAGUGUUCAGUGUUCCCGCUGUCACUGGACAAAAAUGAGAACUUGUCUGCAAAGAAGAAGUCUGUUGCCAUGCACACAAACUAUGUAUCAGGAUGCACCUUCACCAGCUCUGACAUGCAGAUCCUGACCUCCAGCGGUGACGGCACAUGUGCCUUGUGGGAUGUGGAGAGCGGGCAGCUGCUGCAGAGUUUCCAUGGUCACACAGCUGAUGUCUUGUCCCUGGACCUCGCCCCAUCUGAGACUGGAAACACUUUUGUCUCUGGGGGCUGUGAUAAGAAGGCGAACAUAUGGGACAUGCGUUCUGGACAGAACAUUCAGUCCUUUGAGAGCCACGAGUCCGACAUCAACUGUGUAAAGUACUACCCCAGUGGAGAUGCAUUUGCGUCUGCUUCAGACGAUGCCACAUGCCGUUUCUAUGAUCUGCGAGCUGACCGUGAGGUAGCCGUCUACCAGAAGGACAGCGUCAUAUUUGGUGCUUCCACUGUGGACUUCUCUCUGAGUGGUCGCCUACUUUUCGCUGGUUAUAAUGACUACACCAUCAAUGUGUGGGACGUUUUGAAGGGAACUCGUGCCUCCAUCCUGUUUGGCCAUGAGAACCGCGUCAGCAGAGUCAGAGUGUCACCUGACGGCACAGCGCUCUGCUCGGCCUCCUGGGACAACACCUUACGGAUUUGGUCCUAGAGCUGAUAUCACAGUUGUAAUCCAGUGAGGACAGCGCCAGCACUAUGCGACUGCCAAGACUACCUGCCAGAAACCAACUGUACUGCAGGAGUGUGUACAUCCAAACUUUCAGUGUAACAAACACACAGAAGCACCAAACCUAAAAUGUCUUUUCUGACUGAGAUAUAUCAUUGUAUCAUCAACUGUAUGCUGGAUGUUCAUUGAACAGAAACAGAAGUUAGGAGUUCUAAUCUUUGUUAUUAGUAGCUUCAUGACUGAUUGUAUAAUUAAUUGUUAUUGCUAAUAUAGUGGGAAAUAAUUGUAAGUGGCAUGUGUCUGCUCUGCCAUGUAGAUCUACAGACAAUGUCAAUGAUUGUCUUGAAAAUGAUGUACAUCGGUUUACCUUAGCUGUGGGAACCAAACCUGUCCAGAAUCAUACUAUAGGUGUACACACUGUAAUCUUUGUUGUUACACUGGCAGUCUGCCAUACAGUAGAUAUUGUUGUGAUUAUCCGAAAGAAGACAACUUAAUUGUGGCCACAGAUUUGUCUUAUUUUAAUAUACAUAAACCUCAACAACUUAGAUUAAUUUAUUGUGAGAAAAUAAAGAAGAUUUUAAAUAUU
This is a messenger RNA of Sander lucioperca (pikeperch), 1971 nucleotides long. RefSeq names its product guanine nucleotide binding protein (G protein), beta 5b (gene gnb5b). Gene Ontology annotation, molecular function: signaling receptor complex adaptor activity; protein binding. Gene Ontology annotation, biological process: G protein-coupled receptor signaling pathway; G protein-coupled dopamine receptor signaling pathway. Gene Ontology annotation, cellular component: cytoplasm; heterotrimeric G-protein complex. Bases 183 to 1370 code for a protein of 395 amino acids. The transcript is spliced from 13 exons. Lineage: Eukaryota; Metazoa; Chordata; Actinopteri; Perciformes; Percidae. The record is from RefSeq and is a predicted model, not a curated record.